Molecule: messenger RNA, 3063 nt
Organism: Prorocentrum cordatum
Lineage: Eukaryota; Dinophyceae; Prorocentrales; Prorocentraceae
Source: the annotation of a GenBank genome assembly
GCCGCGUCAAUGUCUGCGCCGACGUCGACACCACGACCCUACACAACAUGGCAAGGCUGGCGCUGGAGAUGUGCCCAUCACGCGAGCUGCCGACUAGGCGCGCACACAUCUACACGGACGGCAGCUACAACGGCAUCCCACAUACAGCCGCCUGGGCAGUAGUUAUUGCCGACGAGUACGACGACGGGCGCAACUCACGAGGCCCGUUUGGCUUUCGGGGUUUCAUUGCUGACAAGGUCACCGAGUCCCUAGACGACAUGGCAAACAACGAGAAGGUGACGGCAUACACAGCUGAGCUCACGGCAGUACUUCGGGCACUAAUGUGGGCCCUUGGUCAAGACACCGCCGCGCCCAUCGAGGUCACGCCCGACGCCCUCAAUGUUAUCAACCUGGCCAAAGAUGCGGUCAAGGUCGCAUACCCUCCCAUGCGGAAGCAAGACUUCAUCAUCGGGGCCACUCAGCCGCAGGCAGCCCCAUGUGCGAUCCAGAGGCCCAUCAGCACCACCACCAUCAAGGCCGACCUCAACGUGAAUUUGUGCACCUACAACUGCAGAUCACUCAAGGACGCCGCCAGCUUCAAGUCGGGCAAAGGCAAGGCGGCCGGUAAAAACAAGCAGAGCAUCUCCAAGGUUACGCACCUAGCAGCACAGUUUGCUGACAUGGGCCUGCACGUCGUGGCCCUCCAGGAGACGCAGAGCGAAGGAGACGUCCGCAACGUAGGAGAAUAUGCUUGCUACUCCUCAGGCCACACGCAGCAGAACAGAGGAUGCGACAUUUGGCUCAACGUCUCCCAGCCGAUCAGCGUGAGUGGGGCAGCGAAGUACCUAAGUGCCAAAGACACCCUCGUCCUCCACCAGCACGACAGGCUCUUGAUCAUCAAGACCCGCGUUGCAGGCACAGACAUGGUCAUCGCCUCAGCAUAUGCACCCCACGAAGACUCCCAGGCGGCUGAGAAGAGAGAAUUCUGGGAGUCUGCUCAGCGAUUGUCUGCCAAGUACCGCGUGGACAUCUUCAUGGGGGACCUGAACGGGCGUCUCGGCGACUAUGAGUCCCCAGGAGUUGGCACCAGUGGGUGCCCAGAAGCGACCAACGGCAAUGGCAAGCACAUCAUCAGCUUCGCAGCCGACACCGACUUGGAGGUCAUCAACACCACGAAGGAUCCAGGCAACAACUCGUUUACGCAUAUCGGAUCGAAGGGGCAGCGCCACAGGAUAGACUACAUCCUGCUGAGCUCCUCGCUCGCCCCGUACGUUGCGAGCUGCAGCACGGAGCCAGGUCUUGACCGAGGCACAGCUGCACAAUACCACAUACCAGUACUCGCCACCCUCAAGUGGGCCGUCUGCAAGACCACCAAGGCCUCAGGACCGCGGCCCGACCUGACCAACUUAAACAACGAUGUCGCCAAGGCCAGCUUUAAGGAGAUUCUCAAGCAGGCCCCGAUCAUCCCCUGGGAGGUGGACGUCAACACCCACUGCGAGGAGGUCACCAGAGUCGUCAACAACGCGGCCAUCCAGGCCUUUGGCAAGGCCGUCAAGGCAGCGAGGAAGCCCUACGUCACCAAGACUACCAUGGGCCUAAUCCGAGCCAGACGCCUCACACUUCGAGUCCAUCGCGCAGUGCUCAGAGGAGAAGCCCAUGACGACCGACCUGGACGACUAGUAGCCCACGCCCACUCUCUUCUUGGAGGCGAGGUCGGGGCCUCACUGGCCCUGUGGAGCAGAGAGCGUGGCGACGACGAUGGCACCAUCCACGACAUCCACGACUACGCGCACCUCCUCCUGAACUGGACGAUCUCGCCCAUGGUCUACGCCAUGGCCAUCCUUUCCUUCCUCACCAGGUCUGGGCUCCUCGUUGCCUCGGCCGUCGAGAAGGACCGUAGUGCCUUCCUCAGCCGGCUUGCCUCAAUUGCGUCCUCCGCCUCCGCUGCGAACGACGCUGCGGCCCAGUGGAAGGCCUACCGCGACCUACUAAGGUAUGGCGGGAGGAAGGCGAAGUUCCCAGCAGGAAAGCCGAUGCGGCUCGACAAGGAUGGAGAGGUGAUCCACAACUCCCAGGACAUGGCGGACCAGGAGCUCAACCAUUUCGCGAAGAUACAGGCGGGCAAGAUCGUGACAGCGGAUGAUCUUGCCAACAAGUAUAAUCAUGACAGCAAGACCAGGCCUUUCGACGGCAUGCUGGAUCUCUCCAUGGUGAUGCCCCUGGCCGUCUGCCAGGCCCAGUUCGCUGCGGCCAAGGCUGGGACGCAAGGAGGCCCUGACGGGCUCACGAACGCCGUCCUCAGGGCGGCUCCUACAGAGGCAGCAAGGCUACUGCACCCCCUCUUCACCAAGGUGGCGACCACCGUACGGGAGCCGCUGAGCUUCAAGGGCGGGGACCUGGUCGCAAUCCCCAAAGGAAAAGGCGACCCGCGAUACCUCCUAGCGUACCGCGAGAUCCUCUUAAACAACGUCCUGGGCAAGCACCACCAUAAAUACCUGAGGGCUAUGCUCAACACUACCCUCGCCAUAGCGCUGGAGGACAUCCAGGUUGGCGGCCGGCCCAAGCGAGGGGCUGACAUGGCGGUCCUAGCAGCGCGCCUCUUCACAGAGAGAAGCCUGGCCCAAGGGAAGUGCUCCAUGAUCAGCUGCUACGACUUAAAGGAGGCCUUCUACUCGGUUGUAGUCCAGCUGGUCCAUGGCAUCCCAGGCGAGGAGGACGAGGUCAAGGAGGUGCUAGAAAACCUCGAAGUUCCCCUUUGGGCCCAGCCACAAUUGGAGCACCUCAUGGCCAACCCAGGGAUACUCGACACAGUGUUGGACGGCUCCCACCUGGCUGCCCUCAUUGCAGAAGGGUACCGCAACAGGUGGACAUCGCACAGGUUCUCCCAGAACCUCAUGGCGCCGCACAAGGGCACGAGGCCUGGCGUGCCCCUAGCCGACGCGGACUUCAAUCUGCUCUUCGGCCGAGUCCACCGCAUGAUUGACAGCUACCUUGCGCAGCGAGGGCUAAGACAGGUGACGCAGCUGCCAGGCUGCUAUCCUGGGCGGCAGCGCAUCGGGCCAGAGGGCGAGUUGCAUGCCAUUG